AUGCAACGUCCCCGGGCCGCCUCAUCAUCUCCUCCGGCCUCUCGUGCUCGCAUGACCUAUACUGUCGAGGCUCCCGAGACGUUCCUAAUUCAGCAACGACAGCGAUUCGCGCGCGCUAUGAGGAGGGAGCAAGAGCAUCUGAUUCCUAGGGCUGUGAUUGACGACAUGGCUCCGCUUUCGCCAGCGACCAUAACGCGUUUGUUGGAAGCACAAGAUCCGGAUGCAACCCUGCAGGAGAUAGAAAGGAGGCUGGAACGAGAAGCUAUGGAGUUGCGCGCAAGAACAGGCCAACCUCAACCGGUGUAUCCGCCUAUACAAUAUCCGCUACCACCAGCUUUGCAAGCCGUUGUCGAAGCGGGAGCGUUGCUGGAUUUUCCAGAGCUACCAACGUCCAACGAGGAAUACCCGCUUCCACCGAUCCGUCGCCGACACCGUAUCAACGUCCCGCUGGUGAUCGAUAACCAUACAGUGCCGUUAGUGCUGCAGAUCGAGCUUGAAGCGGAGGAACGUCCAAAUCAGCUGAUGGACGUAGAUCGAAACGAUCAAGCCAAUCCAGAGGGCCGAGGCGAGGAGAAUGCGGAAAAUGCCGAAAAUGUCGGACGAAAUCCCCGGGCUAUCCCCGGAGAGACUGUUCAACAAGUGCAAGAUGCUGCAAUUGAGACAACUCGAGAUAUGGCUACUCGUCUUGGUGAUUUGCUACAAUGGCUUGCCGAAAACAAUCGUCAUGAUAACGGCAAUCAAGUGGUCAAUGGAAUGAGUGCGUUAGUAAAUUUGAAUCGGCGUGGGAGCAAUUUUGUCGAUAGGCCUGGGGAGACAUAUGAUGAAGCCCGUGAGCGCGUUUUUGCCGAACUAGCUGCAAUGCGGGAGACUGUGGCGGCAAUGAGUGAGAGGCUGCUAGCCGCUUCUCGCCGGGUUCCAGAAGCUUCUGGCGAUGUUGCGAAGCACGCAUGGCACAGCUUUUUCCGAUGCCCAGAUUGCUCAUCUCCAUAUGGGCAAAACACACAGCCCUGCCUGGUCCGUGACGGAAAUUAUCUGAUUUUCUGCCGCGAUUGCAGCGUUCGCCGCUACCCGAAUGCCGUUGGAAAUGAACGGCAAAUGAUCUACCUGCAAGGAGAUAUCCCAUUUUAUCCAAGCCGCAAGCAACUUGAGUGUGCUGUUUGUUUCAUUGACUACAAUCUAACCACCCACCGUCCUUUGGUACUGUCGUGUGGACAUUUGCUAUGUACGAGUUGCUACACUCGACUCCAGAGUCUGCAAUGCCCUAUUUGCCGCUGUGAAGACCUGAAAUACUGCAGUGUAGUCGGCGACUAUGUCCAAAGCAUGCUAAAGGAGCUUCGACAAAUGAAGGCAUCGCAAGAAGAAAUCCAGAAAGAGUGGGAGCAGCUUACCACUGGCAUUUGUCAAUAUUGCACGCAUGAGACGCCAAAGGAUGAGCUCCAGAUGUGUACACGAUGCUUUGGACGGAUGUCAUGUCAGGAAUGUGCUCAACAACGACACGCCGGUCUUGGACAUGAGCUGAUUCGCUGCGCAGAGCUUCCACCCAUCGAAGAAAAUCCAGAUGCUUCAGAAGUUCCAUUAGAAGAUGUCAUCCCCCAUUCUUCUGCAGCCACGACUAAC
Mesorhabditis spiculigera is the source of this 1617-nucleotide messenger RNA. Lineage: Eukaryota; Metazoa; Nematoda; Chromadorea; Rhabditida; Rhabditidae. The record is from the annotation of a GenBank genome assembly.